Molecule: messenger RNA, 3033 nt
Organism: Leguminivora glycinivorella
Lineage: Eukaryota; Metazoa; Arthropoda; Insecta; Lepidoptera; Tortricidae
Product: apoptosis-inducing factor 3-like
Cellular component (GO): cytoplasm
Molecular function (GO): flavin adenine dinucleotide binding; oxidoreductase activity, acting on NAD(P)H; 2 iron, 2 sulfur cluster binding
Source: RefSeq, a predicted model, not a curated record
CAAAACACUUUUUUAAUAUGGUCGUAUUUUGCAGAAGCGGUUUCUUGAACAAGGUCGUUAGACGUUUUGUUCAAGGUUCAGUAUUAAAUACUAAUAAAAUGGGUACUUCAUUUUCGCGAACGUGUAAUAUAAACACCACAUCAAGCAGGGAAUCCAAUGAACGACCCGGCACCAUUUCCCGCUUAGAAUCAACCAGGAACUAUGUAGAGUCUGUAGUCUGCAACCAAGAUGACUUGAAAGAGAAUGAAAUGAAAGUCUUCGACAUUGGAGAUGAAGGAAAAGUGUUGCUCGUCAAACAGAAAGGGGAGUUCAGUGCCUUAGGUACUAAGUGCACUCAUUAUGGGGCUCCACUGGUGUCCGGGGCCCUCGGCGACGGCAGGAUAAGGUGCCAGUGGCAUGGAGCGUGCUUCAAUAUCAAAACGGGAGAUAUUGAAGAGUUUCCUGGCUUUGAUUCACUGCCCUGCUACAAGGUUACAGUUACUGAAAAGGGAGAAGUUAAGGUACGCGCCAAGAUCAGCGACCUGAAGAACAACAAGCGCAUCAAGGAGCUCGGCAGCCCGUGCAGCGCCGACGGCUCCUCCGUCGUCAUCGUCGGCGGCGGGCCCUCCGGCGCCACCUGCGCCGAGACCCUCCGCACCGAGGGCUACCGCGGCCGCAUCACCAUCGUCGCCAGGGAACACUUCCUCCCGUACGACAGGAUCAAAGUCUCCAAGAUCGGGACGGUCACAGACAUAGAAAAACUCCAAGCCAGAACCCAGGAAUACUACGAAGGCUCCAACAUUAAUGUCAUCAAAGGCACUGAGGCUGUUAAGGUAGAACCCGACGCGAAACUUGUACAUCUUAGUAAUGGCUCCAAACUUUCUUACAACUCUUUGUAUCUCGCUACCGGAUCUAAACCGCGAGUACCCGAUGUCCCCGGCAUUAAUCUUAAGAAUAUAUUCACAGUUAGAGAUUUCCAAGAUUCAAUUGAUAUUCUGAAUACUUUAGGUGACGCUGGAGAUAAGAAUGUAGUAGUCUUAGGCUUGAGUUUCAUCGGUCUCGAAAUAGCUUCCUCUUGCGCUAAGAAAGCAAAGUCCAUGAAUGUCGUUGGAAAGGAUGACGCUCCUUUAGGGCUCGUGUUCGGCAAAGAGAUAGGCCAGAGCCUCCAAAAGCUGUUUGAAGAGAACGGCGUGACGUUCCAUUUCCAAACCACAAUCGUGAAAUGCAACGGUGAAAACGGCGUUAUCAAAUCGGUGGAUCUCGCCAACGGGAUCACAUUACAAGCUGAUAUGCUCAUUCUGGGCGUGGGAACUACAUACUACACAGACUUUUUAAAAGAUACCGGUAUCGCUCUGCAACCCAACGGUGCGGUUAACGUCAACGAUAAGUUGGAAACUAAUAUCAAACAUAUUUACGCCGGUGGUGAUAUCGCUUAUGCCCCCGUGUAUAGUUACGAGAACAAACAAAUGAGCAUAGGGCAUAUUGGCUUGGCUCAGUACCACGGGCGCGUGGCCGCUUUAAACAUUCAAGAGGAAGCUCCUUUAAGAACAGUUCCUUACUUCUGGACUAUGGUAUUCGGGAAAUCUAUUCGCUACGCUGGCUGCGGGCGCCCGGCUAGCACGAUGAUAGACGGCGAUAUCGCUGGCCUCAAAUUCGUGAUUUUCUUCUUUGAUGAGAAGGACAAAGUGAUCGCCGUGGCGUCUUGUAUGAGAGACCCGGUAGUCUCCCAGUUCGCUGAGUUCCUACAUCAAGGCAAAUCUCUGUAUAAGAAGGACCUUAAAGAUGACGCUUUUGCGUGGACCAAAAAUAUUCAUUGAAUUUUAUAGAAUGUGGCUGAUCGAAUACAUAUGUGAAACUUACUUAUUCAUAAUUAUUUAAGAGAUUUUUUUAUAUCAAUUCACAAAGUCAAGUAAAUGACAACUGGAAAUUAAGUACGUAUUCGUUUUACAUGAUAUACUGAAUGUUUGAAUCGUUUUUUUAAUGUUUUCAAGCACAACAGUGAUAAAAAGUACAGAGUAAAAUUUGUGAUUAUUGAUUAAACCUGACCUGAUUGUAAACCCACUCAUGAUAAAUACAUUACUCAUGUACAAAGUCAUGCAUGUAAAGAAAAUACAAAUGUGAAAAUAUAAAAACAGAAUCUUGACAUUGUGACGCAAUGUAACACAAGUAAACUUCUAUAAAUGUGUUUCACAUUGAGUUACGUAUUUCGUCUAUUUACAAGCUCUUGAGAAGGUAAAAUGUGGCAUAUCCAUAGCAAAAUGUAGACACAUACAAUUUAAUGUCUGGUGAUGUCCAAAAAUUGUACUAAAAUUUGUACAUCGUCUUAAACUUUUCCACAUACUUAAAGCACUAAAUUAAUUUUACACUAAGUUUUUUUGUCCGUUUUUUUUUGCAGACAGGGAGAUGUUAUAUUGAAUCUAAUAUUUAUGGCCAGCGACCAUUAAUAAUAUUUUAAGAACUUUUAUCACAUUAGUGUUAAGAUUUAUGUAAGAAUUAGCUCUCCUCUCUUAAAGAAAAGAGGACAAAUGCAUUUUAACAGUUAUUAUUUAUUUGGAAAUUCCAUUGCACAGUGACUGUUGUACAAAAUAUAAACUUAAAACCAGAAGGUAUUCUUUGUUUACAAGCUAACCUUUGAGACAACAGAGAUCAAAAUAGUAAUAGUAUUAUCUGGCCCGGAUCUAAUGGGAAGCGAGAUGGGGCCCCAGAUGUCAAGUCCAUGAGAUUGCCAAAGUCAUUCUUUAGUCUUCGCCCCCCCUCGGAAAUAGUGUAGGUGUGGUGCUAAGUAUUAUGUUGUAUUCUUCAGUUAUCCUUUGUCUCUCAUUUGGUUGCAAAUAGUACACAAAUGUUACUAUGCUACUUUUGCCUGCUAACAGCUAGAUUGUAAGGCAUGAGUGUUUAGCUGAUUAGGAUAAAAGAGGGUGAUGUUUUAUCAAAGAAUUGUUACUCAGCAAAGUGAGCAUGUCUGCUAAAUGUGAUAUUAUAAGUUGAUAAUAAUAUUCUUAAGAUAUUUACAGUUGAUGUCCAUGAAUAAAGAUAUUAUUUAUGUACAGCAAA